GAGAAAGGGAAGGGAAGGGAAGGGAAGGAGAUCAAUCCGAUUGGGGCUAAUCUGGAUGGAGAAUAUCAGCGGCGGCGGGAUCGUGUAUUGGAUGGCGGAGCACCAGGCCAUCGUCGGCUUUCGGUGGAGCCACGCCCAGUCCUGGGGCUCCACCUGGUCCUUCCUCGUCUCCUCCCUCGCCGCCUACGCCCUCCUCGCUGUCGCCUUCCACCUCUUCGUCCGCCUCCUCCGCCUCAAGCCCCUUCCGCUCGGCCCCCUCCCCGCCCUCCACUCCCUCGCCAUGGCCCUCGCCUCCGCCGCCAUUUUCCUAGGCCUCGUCCUCUCCGUCGCCGCCGAGAUCCGCGACACCCGUUGGUACUGGCGCGGCCGCUCCCGCACCACCCCGAUGCAGUGGCUCCUCUGUUUCCCCAUCGGCACCCGCCCCUCCGGCCGCGUCUUCUUCUGGUCCUACGCCUUCUACCUCUCCCGCUUCAUCCACCUCCUCCGCACCUUCAUCAACAUCCUCCGCCGACGCCGCUGCGCCCUCGCCGCGGUGUUCCGCCACUCCGCCUUCGUCUGCAUGUCCUUCCUCUGGCUCGAGUUCUCGCAGUCCUUCCAGGUGGUCGCCAUCCUCUCCGCCACGCUCACCCAGGCCAUCGUCUUCGGCUACCGCUUCUGGGUCGGCGUCGGCCUCCCGGUCGCCGCCAGGAGCCGGGCCGUUCUCGUGCUCGCCUGCCAGGUCGCGCUCACCGGCUGCAACCUCGUCUGCCACCUCGGCUUCCUGUUCCUCCACUUCGCCAAGGGCGGAUGCAACGGCAUCGGCGCUUGGGUUUUCAACUCCGUUCUCAAUGCCGCGCUGCUCUUCCUCUUCGUCGACUUCUACGUUAAGACGGAGGUGAGGAGGAACAAAGACGAACUCACGAAGGACGACGGCGGGAGCCACCACCUCCACCACUCCGGUUCUGAACGCCAUCACCACACUAAACCUCUUCCCUUCGAAGCAAAAAAAGGAACCUAGUUUCUAAGCUCUCUCCUCUGUACAGCAUCGGGUAACAAACAAACACUGUCAUAUUUUUUUUCCCAUUAAAUGAUCAUUUUUUCUUGCAAUAAAUGCAAUGAAACAAUUGCGGUUUAGAUUA
This is a messenger RNA of Zingiber officinale, 1118 nucleotides long. Its product is annotated as elongation of fatty acids protein 3-like. Gene Ontology annotation, cellular component: endoplasmic reticulum membrane. The transcript has a single exon. Gene Ontology annotation, biological process: fatty acid elongation, saturated fatty acid; fatty acid elongation, polyunsaturated fatty acid; fatty acid elongation, monounsaturated fatty acid. NCBI's taxonomy places the organism in Eukaryota, Viridiplantae, Streptophyta, Magnoliopsida, Zingiberales, Zingiberaceae. The record is from RefSeq and is a predicted model, not a curated record. Gene Ontology annotation, molecular function: fatty acid elongase activity. The coding region runs from base 56 to 997 and encodes 313 amino acids.